AUGGCGAGGAAGACACUGCUCUUCGCCGUGUCUCUCUUGUCGGCAGUUGUGUCCGCUCAGACCUCGUCGGAUUCCUUCUCCUUCCUGCCGUCGUCCGCCUCGUCCACGUUCCCCGAAUGCGGCCUCUCGUGCAACGCCCUGCUGCAAGCCCAAACGGUGUGUGUGCCGCCGCAGGCCGCCGUCACCAACGACCAGACCUACAUCAGCUGUUUCUGCCAGUCGUCCUACCUGACCAGUCUCACUUCGUCUGGCGCCGUAUGCUCCUCGUGCAGCGCUGCCGACCAGCAGUUGCUGGUGAAUUGGUACAAUGGCUAUUGCGCCGGCGGAUACACGUCGACCCUGACUGCAACCGCCACUACGACCUCGAGCACCAACACCGCAACUGAUACUGCUGCGGCUACGACUACGACCGGCACAGCUGCCGCGGCUUCGACUUCAUCGGCGUCCAGCUCGUCGAAAUCGAGCGGUUCGCCGGGCUGGUUCUCCACCCACUGGAGAUGGGUUGUCAUGCUCAUCGUCCUGGCCGUCGCGUUCACUGCCCUCGGCGUCUUUGGAACAUGGUACAAGAAGCGUCACGACGCCAGGCGACCCGGCCUCUAUCACGGCGACGACCGCCGCAAUAUCACUGCUUCGGGGGGUCAUCCAGGAGUCGAUCCAGGUGCGGCCGGCUUCUUCUCGGGCAGUCUGCGAAACCUGUCCAAAGCCAAAGCCAACAGCAUCAACAACCCUUCAACAACAAACAGCAGCAGCAACAAUAUCGCCCUUGGCUUCAAGUCCGCUGCUGCUGCUACCACCAUCACCAAAUCGAAACGGCAGCCAAGCAUGUCCAUGAUACGCUCGAGCAUUGUAAAUAAUAACGACAACAAAAACAACAAUAAUUAUAAUAACAACAACAACAACAACAACCAAAUGUGGGGCCCCCAGCAAGCCACCGCUCACACUCGCGAGUUUAACGAUAUCACCCCCGUCGACGGCACGGCAUUCAGGAAUUCUAUGGCUGCCGCUGCUGCUGCAGCCGCAGCAGACAAAAGCGGCACAAUGACCACUACCACUACCACCGCAGCAACAAACAACGGAUCCCGCACAGACAUAUCAAGCAUAGGAACCGGUGGUGGAAGUGGAAGUGGAAGUGGAAGUGUCGCUGCAGGCAGAGCACCAACCCCACGAAGUAACACCAACCCGAACCGCCUCAGCAAAUUGAGCGUUCAGUCGUCAUCCACCCUGCAACGCCAAACAUCCUCUAAUACCUUGCAGCGCGGACCGACUGCGCGAUCCAAUGAUCUUAGCCCUGUCAGUCCGAUCAAUGAUGAUGAAUGA
Talaromyces atroroseus is the source of this 1317-nucleotide messenger RNA. RefSeq lists its product as hypothetical. The coding region runs from base 1 to 1317 and encodes 438 amino acids. The record is from RefSeq and is a predicted model, not a curated record. The transcript has 2 exons. NCBI's taxonomy places the organism in Eukaryota, Fungi, Ascomycota, Eurotiomycetes, Eurotiales, Trichocomaceae.